CUGCCGUCUUGAUGUCAUGACUGAAUCCUUCUACUAUUCAUAGGUCUGUGGUUUGACAGAAGCUACACACGAUGAAGGAGGAGGACAACUCAGAGGCUAAAGUAACCCAGGAUGAAAGGAAUUAUAAGCAGAAAGCACGCUGCCGAUUCAUGAGGAAACAGAAAAAUGGGAUUUCACCCUGGAAGAACACUGGGAAGUUAAAGAAAAGGUUGCAGUCAAAGGAGAAAAGCCAAGAAAGUUUGAAAGAAACAAAGGAAAGAGCACCAACUCUCUCCUGUCAAGAAACCUCCAAGUCAGUUGAGAAUAGUGCUGAGGAUUUCAAUACCGAGUGGACCAUUUUUAAUGAUUUGUUCUUCUCAAGUGAUGUGGCACCCUGUAAUGAGUUCAUACCUUAUUACAGGACAUACUCAAACCUUGUGGAAAUCCCUCUGCAGGUAAAUAUAGAAUUGAGCCAUGAGAACGCAGAAGGAGAAGAAGUUCAAAGCGAUGGCUGUGUCUUUAAUCCUAAGUAUGAAGAUGAGCCUCUAAGGGACGUGAGUCUCACCAUGGGAUAUUUUCCAUAUUAUAGAACAUAUGAGGAAUACUUUGGCAGCUCAGAUCUUCCCAGUGAAAUACACAGUGGAGCAGAGAGCGAAGGGAGUGUGGCAAACAAUGCAGAGGAAAUCAAGAGUGAAAUUAGCUGUGAAACUGAGGAAGUAUCUGAAGGUCCUGAUAUUCAGGAAAACUGUGAAACAUCAGAGGAUACCAGCCAAUGUUCUGAGAGUCUUCAGUUCACUGAAAACCAAGUAUUAACUGACUCCAUUGUUGAGUCCUGCGAUUCUGACCUCUCUCUCUUUGAUGAAAUUUUAAACCUGAGGCAAUCACCUUCCGACAGUGGUUAUUUUCCAUAUUAUAGAACGUAUGGGAAAUUGCUUCUCGGCCCAGAAGCCUCAAGUAAUGCGCUCUGUAGCAGCAGAGAUGCACUGGAAAUGUUUGGUAUGGAAAGUGAAGGAACUUUGCAAGAAACUAGGGACAAUGACAAUGGUUGUUCGGUGUGCUAACUCCACUGGGAUUGAAACCACAGGCAUGGUUUUAAGGACUCUUACCACUGCACGGCCUAGUAAUAAUUUAUAUUGAAACAUUUUAAUAAGAAACUGUUAUUCAUAUUAAGUUGAGCCAUUGAAAAAAUGGGACAAAUGUUCAACUAGCUUUUGCUUGAACUUGGAGAAAUUGACCAUCUCUGGCAGAAGAUAAAGGAGAUGAAAAAGUUAUUGUUU
Messenger RNA from Podarcis raffonei (Aeolian wall lizard), 1256 nucleotides. RefSeq lists its product as uncharacterized. NCBI's taxonomy places the organism in Eukaryota, Metazoa, Chordata, Lepidosauria, Squamata, Lacertidae. The record is from RefSeq and is a predicted model, not a curated record. The coding region runs from base 72 to 1040 and encodes 322 amino acids. The transcript is spliced from 4 exons.